Messenger RNA from Aureobasidium subglaciale EXF-2481, 3435 nucleotides. RefSeq lists its product as uncharacterized. The transcript has 3 exons. Gene Ontology annotation, molecular function: RNA polymerase II cis-regulatory region sequence-specific DNA binding; zinc ion binding; DNA-binding transcription factor activity, RNA polymerase II-specific. Lineage: Eukaryota; Fungi; Ascomycota; Dothideomycetes; Dothideales; Saccotheciaceae. Gene Ontology annotation, cellular component: chromatin. The record is from RefSeq and is a predicted model, not a curated record. Bases 1 to 3435 code for a protein of 1144 amino acids. Gene Ontology annotation, biological process: regulation of transcription by RNA polymerase II; DNA-templated transcription.
AUGGAUCACUCCCCCGAAGGCAUCUCGCCUACGAGCGCCGACCCUGCCAUCGCUGCCAAUGCCCCUCCGAGCCAGCCUGCCAAAACACAAGCCAAAUUCCCUCCACCCAAGACAGACAAGCCUCGACCACACGUAUGUGGAACCUGCGGUAGAUCGUUCGCCCGUCUGGAGCACCUCAAGAGACACGAACGCUCGCACACCAAGGAGAAGCCCUUCGAAUGCCAGGAAUGUAAAAGAUGUUUCGCCCGUCGAGACCUGCUUCUGCGCCAUCAACAAAAGCUGCACUUCACAAACAACCCUUCUAGCCGACCAAAGAACAACAGGCGCGAAAGUACAAGUGGCCCCGUCAAUGGUGGUCGUGUAAGGAAGGGCUCGAUAGCCAAUGCCGGUACAGGCGCCGGAAAUGCAGGAGGCAGACCCCGAGCAAACACGCUCGGCCACUUGGACCUGGGCUCUCUUGGUCUGAUGGGUGUUGUUGCCCCUGCCGAAGCACAAAGACCAUCCCAUGCCAGUAUGGCACAUCACCGUAUGAGUAUGAGCAACGCCCAGCAGCGCCCAUCGAAUCUGGAUCUCCAUAGCAUCAACAACAUGACACAUUCCGGAAUGGGGCAGCAAGACGGCUUUGACUUGUCCCGCGUUGAUACCCACACAUCUCACAUAGACUUUGGUGAGCCCCUGACACAUAUUCACACUGCUCCCGCCUAUACAGGCAUGCAGCAUUCCGAUUUGGAACAAAUCUUCACGCCAGGAGGGAACACGAUAAAUCCUGCUCAGCUUCAUUUCGCUGCAUCGACAGCGCCACAGCCUGUAAACCUGCAGAGCUUCCAUAUGAACCAGUUUGAUCUUUUUGGCCAAGGGGACGAUUUCGCAUGGAUGCGUGACUGGGAUUCACAACUACAAUCCCACACCAAUAACGAGGCCAUUGACCAGUCAUCCCCAUCUCAAUUCAGUACGACCAGCCAGAGUGGUUACUCGGAAACUGUGACAGAUGGCCCCUUCCACAUCAAUGUCUCACAGGCUGGUUGGAACCCCAAUGACAUGCAGGCUCUCAUGACUCCCGGAGCUUUGAAUCUGGACAUUCUCGGAACGGGCUUGCCAUCUAUUGACCCUCCCAUGAAUACCAUCUCUCCACAUAACUUACAAGACCCUUCUGCCACAGCGGAUAGUAAGCUGGGCGCUCUCAUGAUGCACGGCGUAUCCGAUCCUCUGGGCGGCAUGCAUUUUAACCAAUUUCAGCAGCCCUCUCUUUCCAACUUUGAUUCAGACAGUCCUAGCAUAUCCUCGUCAUCAGUGCCGGACAGUGCGAGGCAGAGUUCCGUGACAUCUAUAUCCACAGAUUCGAUCACAGACGCAACUCGUCAAGCUUUGUUGCUCAGCCUCUCACAGCCAUCUGCGUUCAGCCACAGAAAGUUCUCGCAGCCAUCCAUCAGCUCACCUCUAUCACCUAGGCCUCAAGGACCAAGCCUUCCUUCCACUGCUGAUCUACAGCGUUACAUCAACGCGUACAUACAGUUCUUCCAUCCUCACCUUCCAUUCCUCCACAUCCCCACACUGUCUUUCGACUCACCCGAGUACAUGACAAAUCUGCGAACCGCAGGCGCUCAGGCAUCAGUCAAUCAUAGUGGCGUCAUCGGUGGUGGAGGUUGCCUCAUCCUGGCCAUGGCUGCGAUAGGCGCUCUAUACGAAUACGAUCAUCAGGCUUCGAAGGAGCUAUUCGAUUCCGCGAAGAAGAUGAUCCAGCUCUACCUCGAAGAGCGCCGCAAAGCCGACAUGUCUGCUGCUGUCAACGGUGGCCAGUACUUCAGCUCUGAGAGCUCUUCUACUAACACGCCUUUGUGGUUGGUGCAGGCUAUGCUAUUGAACGUCAUAUACGGUCAUUACUGUGGCGACAAGACUGCCGCUGAUAUUGCGAGCAAUCACUGUGCAGCACUAGUCAGUCUUGCUCGUGCAGCGGAGUUGGCACAGCCAACUACAGACUUGGACAACUUUGUUGACGUCAAGGAUGAUAAGACAGACGUGCACAUGGAUGAUGGCUCUUCUCCGUUCCAUGGUCACACAAAUGUCCACUUGCAUUGGCUAAAAUGGAAGGAGGCAGAGGAACGGAAGCGAACUCUCUUUGCGAUCUUCAUCCUUUCCAGUCUGCUUGUCAUUGCUUACAAUCAAACACCGGCCAUUACGAACUCGGAGAUCCUUCUCGCGCUACCUUGCGACGAGGAGCUUUGGACAGCAGACGGUGCUCGUGAGUGGGCUGCCAGAGGCGGAGCACAGGCAGCCGAAGCCAGUGCCACACCCUUCGCUGCAGCAUUGAGCAAUCUCUUGACCGCCAACCAGAGACAACAAAACAUGUUUGCCUACAACGUCUACAGUCCCAAUGGCGACUCUCACGCAGCGAGCGGUCAACUUCGACCAAGUACUUUUGGGUGCCUCGUUCUGAUCAACGCCCUUCAUAACUACAUCUGGGAAACAAGAAGUAGACACAUUGGACGUCAAUGGACAGCACAAGAGACAGAAUCCAUGGUAGCUCAUAUCGAGCCAGCAUUGAACGCAUGGCAAGCUGCAUGGAAGGCCAACGACCGUCAUAAGCUGCAGCGACCGAACCCCUUCGGCUUGGGACCUUUGGCAGCCGACAGCAUCCCUUUGCUGGACUUGGCAUUCGUAAGACUCUUCGUCAAUCUGGGACGUUCAAAAGAGGCCUUCUGGCAGCGUGAUUUCGAAGCGAUGUCAGAAGAACUAGCCAGUGGAAUCGAUAUCGCACAAACCGGCUCUCCUGAUCAUAAUUCGAACAGCUCAUCUGGAGGGUCGCCGAAUUUCAUGCAAGGCAAUUACAGUCACGGCCAAUCCUCGAUUUCGGGACACAGCACGAAGCGCGAACGUCAUUUGAGGAAGGCAGCGUUCUACGCCGCCGAUUCUCUGGUCAUAUCAUCCAAAUGCAACCUGACAUUUGCAGACUCUUCCGCUCAUGAGUUGCCAAUCCAGUCCGCUAUCUGCUUCCUUGACUGCGCUCAAGUAUUGGCCGAAUGGGAAACCACAGUUCAGGAACGCAUCGGUCGAUAUGUAGGCAUCCUCGGCCAAGCCGACGUGGACUAUGGCCAGGUGCCUGCCGUGAUGCUUCUUGAUACUGAGGACGUGGAGCUGCUUAAGAAAAUGGAGAGCAUCUGCGCUUCUAUGGAAGACAAGAUGGCAUUGCAAGCCAAGAUGUUGGCUCACGAGAUGGAUUCACUAGACCCUAGUGGAGGCAUGGGCCUUGCAUCACCCCUGGAGAGACUCAAUGGACUGUCAAAGUAUGGACUCGGAAGCAGAAUCUUGCGCAUGACUGCGCAGAUGCUUGAGAAGGCUGCUGUCUGGCCUGUGACUCAUGUGAUGGCCAGUGCUUUGGAAACGCAAGCAUCUCACGCCGACCAACGCGCCGAUUCUUCCAUCAACGCAGUGUCAUGA